AUGGGGAAGAAGCCGGGCAGCGCUGGCCCUUCCUCGACGGCAUCCAGGCCCAUGAACCAGGCCGUGUCGCUCCGCGAGGAGACCUCCGGAAAGACGCAGGCCGACACGCCCUCCCUGCUGAGGGUCCAGCACCUGCAGCGGCUGGGGGCGUGGGCAAGCGGUGAGGCGGGAGUUGGCUCGAUCGGAGCGCUGCUGGGCCGCCGCUUCGCCAUGGACGCCGAGGCGGCCAGGAUCCCCAUUGGUGCUUCCACCUUCCUUUGCCAGAGAUGUGAAUCAAUCUUACAGCCGGGCUUCAACUGCACAAUCCGCAUAAAGAACAACAAAAAGAAAGCAAAGCGGCGCAAGAAGUCAAAUCCUGGCCAAAACAGUGUUGUCUAUGCAUGCCAUUUCUGUGGAGACCAAAACCUGAUACGGGGUAGUGGAAAGGGUAUCGUGAAGGGACUGUUGUCAUCAAGAAAGCCUGUUAGCACAAUGUUGAAAGCAGAAAAUGUGAACAUGCCAACAGUAAUAACUACUAAAAAGGGGAUCAAGCAUUCUGUGACAGCAGCCUCGCAAUUGGAAUCACCCAGUCCUGAAGAUUAUAAAAUGGAGAAAGGGGCAGUUUUCUCAAUGGUGGAUCGUGGUCAGUCAGCGGCUGCACACAAAGACAUCCUGCAGAAAAUCGGAGUAGAAAGCGCACAUGAUAAAUGUGUGAAUGGAAUUGAGCCUGCGGCAUCUAAAAAUACUAGUGCAUGUGAACAUGAUGUCACUUCUCAGGCAGAAUUUCUAGCUGGGUCAAACUUUGUUACUCCUCAGAAGAACAAACUGGCGGAAGUGACUGCGCCUAUAGCUUCAUCAGCUUCGAAUACCAAAUCUGCGCCAGGUGGUUCUACUCAGCCGGCUGGCAGUUCAAGGAAGCGGGCAAGAAAAGGGUGGACUACGCUGAAGCAGAUUGCUGAGAAGGACGAGCUUGAGAGAAAAGAGAAGAUGGAUAACUUUGUAAUCCCGUUCUUCAUGCAGUAG
Molecule: messenger RNA, 1002 nt
Organism: Triticum turgidum subsp. durum (durum wheat)
Lineage: Eukaryota; Viridiplantae; Streptophyta; Magnoliopsida; Poales; Poaceae
Source: the annotation of a GenBank genome assembly